Symsagittifera roscoffensis is the source of this 470-nucleotide messenger RNA. Its product is annotated as late histone H2A.2.2. Gene Ontology annotation, molecular function: structural constituent of chromatin; protein heterodimerization activity; DNA binding. Gene Ontology annotation, cellular component: chromatin; nucleosome. The coding region runs from base 30 to 431 and encodes 133 amino acids. Lineage: Eukaryota; Metazoa; Xenacoelomorpha; Acoela; Convolutidae. The transcript has a single exon. Gene Ontology annotation, biological process: heterochromatin formation. The record is from RefSeq and is a predicted model, not a curated record.
UCUACCACAACAGCUACAACUACAACACGAUGUCAGGCAAAGGAGGAAAAUCGAAGAGCGGCAAAGUUGGAGCCAAGGCCAAGACCCGAUCAAGCCGAGCUGGACUGCAGUUCCCUGUUGGAAGAAUCCACCGAUUCAUCCGCAAGGGCAACUACGCUGAGCGAGUUGGUGCUGGAGCCCCAGUCUACCUUGCUGCUGUGCUCGAGUACUUGACUGCUGAGAUCCUUGAGCUGGCUGGCAACGCUGCUAAAGACAACAAGAAGUCCAGGAUCAUCCCCAGACACUUGCAGUUGGCCAUCAGGAACGACGAAGAGUUGAACAAGCUGCUCCACGGAGUGACCAUUGCUCAGGGCGGUGUGCUGCCAAACAUCCAGGCUGUGCUCCUACCCAAGAAGCAGUCUUCGUCUCAGCCCAAGUCUGACAAGAAGUAAAGAGCUUCUACCUCAACCAGUUGCUAGCUUUCAAGCUUC